AUGACGCAGGUCCCGCCGGAGACAGGCGACUCUUCCACCGCAAACACCACGCCCGCUACCACCAUCGUCACCUCUCCUAGAGCCCGCCCCAAGCGAUCCAUUGGCAGUACCAUUGGCACCACCACCACCACCUCGACGGCGACGGCGACAGGAACAGGGACCGGAACGGGCACAGAUGGGGAAUCCGGCAUCACGGUAGAGGAAGGGUCGGAGGACGAUGGGGAGGAGGAAGAGACCGAGGACGACGAUGAGGAGGACGACGACGACGAGGAAGAGGAAGACGAGGAACCAAGACUCAAAUAUGCCCGACUCACCCAACAUCUCGGGUCACUGUAUCGUAAUGGCGACGCGACAAGCGCCUUCCUGACGGCUGGCGACAAGAUGAUAGUAGGAACGCAUAACGGCAACAUCCACAUCCUCCAAUUGCCCGCCUUCCAGUCCCUACGCGUCUACCACGCCCACGGCGCCUCCGUCACCAGUCUCUCGAUAUCGCCAUACCCACCACCUCUCCCGACCUUUGACCCGAAACCUCUCACCCGAGUCUUCUCCCAGACGAACAGUCCCUUGCGACCGGGAAGCGUAUCCAACGAUAGCCACCUUCAGACCAAUUCUGCCUCUGCCGCACGCAAACGAGACGCCCAGGCCCAUGGAGUCCCCAACACCCCCUCCAAUAACAUUCACAUCGCGACAUCCUCUAUGGACGGAAACAUCUGUGUCCAGUCUCUGAUCGAUGUCAAGGAUGUCACCCUCCGCAACUUUGCCCGACCCGUACAAGCUGUUGCCCUCUCUCCCGAUUACAAGAACGACAGGACCUAUCUGUCUGGUGGCCUAGCCGGACAACUCAUCCUGACCGUUGGCGCACCGCAGGGCAAGAGUACGGCCACUACGACAGGAGCCGCUGCUCAGGCGGCAGGAUGGCUCGGGAACAUGGUGGGCGCCGGGUCCGGCAAGGAUACCGUUUUGCACUCUGGCGAGGGCACCAUCAACACCAUCAAGUGGUCACUGUCGGGGAAAUACGUUGUUUGGUUGAAUGAGCACGGUAUCAAGAUUAUGCGGACGAAGCUCCAUCUCGACAGUGCCGACCAAGAAGAUGCAUGGAAGCGAAUUGGCCACAUCGAUCGGCCGCAAACAGAGGAGUGGGAUACCAUGGCCAGCGUCUGGAAGGGUAGAGCUGAGUGGAUUGACGAGCUGUCCAUCGAGCCUGAUGAGCCGGGCAAGGGUCAGAAAGAGGUGCCGGCCUCGCCUGCGGCUACAAUCUUGAAGCAACAACACCAAAAGACCGAGAAGAAGAUUGAGAGAUUGGUUGUAGGUUGGGGAAGCAAUAUCUGGUUCAUUCACGUUCAUCCCGGCGGCAUGGGCGUCGGCAAACACGCCGGGGAAAGGUCCGCUGGACGGGCCGAGAUUGUAAAGCUUCUUCGCAUGGAUUGCAUCAUUUCCGGCAUUUCGCUGUAUACCCAAAACUUGUUACUAGUGCUCGCAUACUGCUUACCAGAUGAAGACGAGGACGAAGCAUCUGACAACGUCGUCCCCGGUCACAAACACACCGCAUCAAUAGCGUCUGGAGGAAGUCAGCCAUCAGGAGGGAUCAAGCGCAGACAAAACAACCCACCACCAGAACUACGCCUUAUCGACCUCAACUCCCAGGCCCAGGUUGACGAGGACGGAUUGAGCGUCAGCCGCUUUGAACGCUUGACUGCCAGCGAUUACCACCUCGGGGUUCUUCCAGCUCGCAAUGUGGCCGCCUCUGCCGCCAACAAAGGUACCUUGGAGACUUUGGCUGGCUUCGGUACCGACAUGCUCAACGUUGGCCUCAACGUUGGUCUCACCGGCCUCAACGCUGCGCUGAACCCCAAGUCGCUUUUCAGUUCGGGCGCCAGCAUCAAGAGCAGGGAGAGCGACGAGGCCUCGUCGAGCUAUAUGGGAGGCAUCAACUCGGCAUUGAAGGGGACACCUCGCACUGCUAUCCAUCCAAACCUCAACAAACCAGGCAUCAAGAUCUUCAUCCACAGCCCAUACGAUUGCAUCUUGGCAACCAAGAGAGACUUGGCCGAUCACCUUGGUUGGUUGCUAGAACGUCAGCAAUACAAACAAGCAUGGGAGCUGGUCGACGAACAUCCCGAGAUCGUGGCUGCCACCGACCGAGCAUCUGAGCUAGGCGGCUCCGAAACUCCCGACCGAACCCAAAGCGAUGACUUUUAUGACGACACCGCCUCUGUCAUCGACGGCAUGCGCAGCCAUUUCUCCCUCGCUGAAAAAGAAAAGCGGCGCAUUGGCGAACUUUGGAUCCAAGAACUGGUCGAAGCAAGCGACUGGACUCAAGCCGGCCAGAUUUGCGGCAAGGUCCUCGGCACCCCCGACCGCUGGGAGAAAUGGGUCUGGACUUUUGCCGGCGCCAACAAGUUCGAUGAGAUUGUCAACUACAUCCCGACUGGGCGAACACGACCGCCCAUCCCCGGAACCAUCUACGAAGUCGUGCUUGGCCACUACCUCCAGGUUAGCAAGCCCCGGUUCAGGGAGCUUUUGGAACGAUGGCCGUCAGACUUGUUUGACGUUGGCACCAUCAUCACUGCCUUGGAGAACCAGCUCAAGUACCGCGAUGUCCGAGAAGACAGUGUCGAGGAUGGCGAAGUAGGAAGAGAUUGGCGCAUCGUCAUGCAGAGUUUGGCAAAAUUGCACGAGGCUAGCGGGCGGACCAAGGAGGCGCUGAGAUGUUACAUCAAGUUGCAGGAUGCCGACUCGGCGAUGCGACUGAUCAAGGAUGGACAUCUGGCUGAAGCGGUAGCUGAUGAUAUUCCCAGUUUCAUCGGACUUCGCGUACCUCAGGAAAAGCUCCUCAAGAUGUCGAAGGAACAACUCGAGCAGGCCACUAGCGAGGCCAUCUCGUUGUUGGUCGAUGAGGCGCAGCAUGGUUUGGUGAAGCCGGACCUUGUGGUGUCGCAGUUACAGGAGAAGGACUUGAAGCUUUACACGUACUUUUACCUGCGUGGUCUCUGGCGUGGCGAGGGCAUCCACGAACACACGCAUGAGUCUCUCGCCCGUCUGGUCCUCGACAGCCGCACCAUGGUGGACCAGUUUGCCGACCUGGCCGUCCACCUCUUUGCCCACUACGAUCAGCCGCUGCUCAACCAGUUCUUGAGGACAUCCACAGCGUAUGCCUUUGAGAAGGCCGCCCAAGAAUGCGAAACGCGCAACUACAUACCUGAGCUCGUCUACCUCUACUCUAAGACCGGUCAGAUGAAACGAGCGCUCUACCUCAUCAUCGAGCGUCUCGGCGACGUCUCCCGUGCCAUCGCCUUCGCCAAGGAACAAGAUGACCCCGACCUCUGGGAAGAUCUGCUCGAGUACUCCAUGGACAAACCCAAGUUCAUUCGCGCCCUGCUUGAGGAGGUGGGGACAGCCAUCAACCCCAUCACUCUUGUGCGCAGAAUACCAGAGGGGCUCCAGAUCCCAGGGCUCAGAGAAGGCAUAAGGCACAUCAUGAAGGAGCAUGAAAUCCAGUACUCCAUCUCGGAAGGCGUCAGUCGCGUGCUCAGAAGCGAAGUCGCAGCGGCUAUGAACACACUGCGAAACGGGCAGCGCAAGGGUGUCAAAUUCCAGGUCGGUGUCAAGGAAGGAGGCGAACAUGUCGAUGUCCAGCCGGCCGAUAUCCCGACGCAACCCCUAAACGAGAAACCAUCAUCCUCCGGCCUCGCCUCCCAAGACGCUGCAUCCCAGCAGCCACCACCCACUCCAUCCGACCCCAACCCACCGCCGUCCAAGGACUGCGGCAAAGAAGUACCAGGCUGGCCACUGUGCUCAAUGUCUCUCACCGUUCACCACGCGCUGAAUCCCGGGGAGACGGUGGAUGCGGAAGUGUUGCUGGGAGGUCUGGGAGCCGAGGAACGGAGCGCUCAUUUGGUUGGCGCGAAAGUGACGCAUGCGAGGUUAUUGAGGGAUCGGAUUGUCGGUGGCUGUGUUGUCUGCAAGGCUGCUAAAGAGGAUGAGGGCGAGGCAAGAUGA
This is a messenger RNA of Sordaria macrospora k-hell, 3999 nucleotides long. The record is from RefSeq and is a predicted model, not a curated record. Lineage: Eukaryota; Fungi; Ascomycota; Sordariomycetes; Sordariales; Sordariaceae.